Indicator indicator is the source of this 570-nucleotide messenger RNA. RefSeq names its product intraflagellar transport 27 (gene IFT27). NCBI's taxonomy places the organism in Eukaryota, Metazoa, Chordata, Aves, Piciformes, Indicatoridae. Gene Ontology annotation, molecular function: GTPase activity; GTP binding. The transcript is spliced from 7 exons. Bases 1 to 570 code for a protein of 189 amino acids. Gene Ontology annotation, cellular component: Golgi apparatus. The record is from RefSeq and is a predicted model, not a curated record.
AUGGUGAAGCUAGCUGCCAAGUGUAUCCUGGCAGGAGAUCCAGCUGUGGGGAAGAGUGCUUUAGCCAAGAUGUUCUACAGUAAUGGGGCUCAUUUUCAGAAGAACUACACACUGACAACGGGUGUGGAACUGUUGGUGAAGGCUGUAUCAGUUCCAGAGACAAGUGAUCGUGUGGAAUUCUUCAUUUUUGACUCUGCAGGAAAAGAUCUAUUUUCUGAAAUGCUGGAGAAGCUGUGGGAGCAACCUAAUGUCUUGUGCCUUGUGUAUGAUGUCACUAAUGAGCAAUCUUUCAACAACUGUGCCAAGUGGUUAGAGAAGCUGAGGGCUCAAGCAGUUGGAGUGCACAUCCCAGGUGUCUUAGUGGGGAAUAAAACAGACCUGGUUGGUCGUCGAGUUGUGGAGCAGAAAGAAGCACAGGAGUGGGCUGAGAAGCAUGGUCUGGAAUACUGUGAGAUGUCAGUGAAGGAGAUGAAAAAUUUUGAGGCCCCUUUCCUCAUCCUGGCAAAGUCAUUCCACCAACUCUACAAAGAGAAACUGGAAACUUUUCACUCACUAGCUCGAGGGCUGUGA